CGUGUGAUCACGUGGUGUACUACGUCAUAUGUAAACCAGGGUUAAGAUGGCUGCUGCCGGAGGAGAACCCUCUACUCAGAAUGUGUCGGAUGAAUUAUUUCAAAACUUUUAUACGGAGGUGAAGCAGAUUGAGAAAAGAGACUCGGUGUUAACCUCUAAGCAGCAGAUAGACAGACUGCUCAGACCGGGUUCAUCGUACUUCAACCUCAACCCUUUUGAGGUGCUGCAAAUAGAUCCUGAUGCAACAGAUGAUGAACUGAAGAAAAGAUUCAGAGCGUUGUCUAUUUUGGUCCAUCCAGACAAAAAUCAGGAUGAUGCAGACAGAGCACAAAAAGCCUUUGAGGCUGUUGACAAGGCAUACAAACUACUGCUGGAUCCUGAACAGAAGAAGAGAGCCUUAGAUGUCAUCCAUGCAGGAAAGGAAUAUGUGGAGCAUAUGGUAAAAGAAAAAAAGAAACAGCUGAAGAAAGAAGGGAAAUCCCAGUAUGUGGAGGAGGAUGAUGAAGAAAUGUUUAAGCAGGCUGUGUACAAACAGACAAUGAAGCUGUUUGCAGAGCUUGAAAUCAAGAGGAAGGAAAGGGAAGCAAAAGAAAUGCAUGAAAGAAAAAGGGCAAGAGAGGAAGAAAUUGAACAAGCUGAGAAGGCCAAGCGAGAGAGAGAAUGGCAGAAGAACUUUGAGGAAACGCGAGAUGGCCGUGUGGACAGUUGGAGGAGUUUCCAGGCCAAAGGCAAGAGUAAGGAGAAAAAGAACAGGUCAUUUCUGAAACCCCCGAAAGUGAAAAUGGAGCAGAGGGAGUGAUGUUGUAAAAUGGGACUUCGCUAGAAAAUAAUCCGGUUUAUAACAGUCCGCCUCAGUGUAACCCCCCACCUCGUUGUCGGCCUCAGCUGUGUAGUCUUCAUCACACGAUCGCUUCAGGAAACCCAUCAGAAGACAGCCUACCAUUCAUCCCAACCCUGACAAACGUAGUUUUGUACUUGGUUUUUCUAAUGUACAUAUUUGUGAUCUGAAUCCUGAGAUCAAACCUGCCUCAUCUGAGACAAACAAAUGAUACAUCUUCCACAUCUGUAACAGAGUUUUUGUUUGUUUGUUUGUUUUUUAUUUUUUAAAAACAGAAUAAAGCUUGGUCUGAACAAGCCUA
Molecule: messenger RNA, 1139 nt
Organism: Sphaeramia orbicularis (orbiculate cardinalfish)
Lineage: Eukaryota; Metazoa; Chordata; Actinopteri; Kurtiformes; Apogonidae
Gene: dnajc8
Product: DnaJ (Hsp40) homolog, subfamily C, member 8
Exons: 9
Coding region: 47-799 (250 amino acids)
Cellular component (GO): nucleus
Source: RefSeq, a predicted model, not a curated record